Molecule: messenger RNA, 864 nt
Organism: Clonostachys rhizophaga
Lineage: Eukaryota; Fungi; Ascomycota; Sordariomycetes; Hypocreales; Bionectriaceae
Source: the annotation of a GenBank genome assembly
CAAGUCGUGCCGCAUUCUCGGGGCUUUAUUCAUUCCAUGUACAUGGCGGGUUGUCUCGUGGGGCCCUUUGUCGCUACUGGAGUAGCUGCAGCCACAUCGAAAUGGUUUCUAUUCUAUACGUUUCCUCUUGGAAUUGGUGUUCUCAACGUCGCCUUUGUCAUUUAUGCAUUCUGGGAUACUCUGAGACUCAAGAGAAAGCAGCCACCUACUGAGCGGACUCUCGAGGCUGAUCAGUUACCGGCUUCAAGGAACGAACACGCAUUCUCUUUGAUAAAGGAAACUUUCAAGAACAAGGGCUUCUUGCUCAUCAGUUUGUUCUUCUUUUUCUACAUUGGCGCCGUCCUUACAGCCGGUGGAUGGGUUGUUGAGUAUCUGAUCGUUGUUCGCGACGGCGACAUCAACCAGAUGGGUUUUGUGUCUGCUGGCUUUAAUGGAGGAUCGCUACUUGGACGAAUGCUGCUGGCUGAGCCCAUACAUCGCUUUGGGAUUCGCAAGAUGAUUUUCGGUUUUGCAAUUAUCAGCAUCGGCCUUCAGUUGCUGUUCUGGCUGGUUCCAAAUAUCAUUGCUGCUUCCAUCGCCAUCAGUUUUCUGGGUUUCUUCACGGGUCCAUACUUUGCUGCAGGCGUCUCGGUCGCUUCCAAACUCUUCAAUGAUCGCAUCAAGUCCACGGCCCUAGCGUUUGUGUUUGUCUGCGCACAACUCGGGGGUUGUGUGUUCCCAAUCAUAACCGGUCUCGUGGCAUCCAGCGUCGGCGUCAAGGUUUUGCAGCCUGUUCUUUGUGCACUUUUGGUCGCAACAGCCAUUUCCUGGUUGUUCGUGCCCAUGCCCAAGGAGAAUGAAAAUCCGACGUUGCACCAGGAGUAG